GGGAGUUGCGUGUGGUGCGUGCUGUGGAAAAAGUGAGAAGGAACAGUAGGAGCGACGAACAAGCACAAAGAAGUCGUGUCCAGACAAAUUGAAGUGUCCUUUUUGUACGAGCAAACUUUUCCGAGAUGGAUUUUCGUUCCCUCUGGUGCGCCCUGCUCCUUUUGCCCGUGCUCGUAUCAGCGCAAGGCGACAACGGAAUGGUGGUACCCGAACAUGGAUUUUGUCAACCGAUUUCAAUCCCUCUGUGCACGGACAUCGCCUACAAUCAAACUAUAAUGCCUAACCUGGUGGGACAUUACAACCAAGAGGAUGCUGGCUUGGAGGUACACCAGUUCUACCCGCUCGUAAAAGUGCAGUGCUCGCCAGAGUUAAAGUUUUUCCUCUGCUCCAUGUACGCGCCCGUGUGCACCGUUUUGGAGAAGGCGAUCCCCCCGUGCAGGUCCAUCUGUGAGCGUGCCAAGCAAGGUUGCGAAGCUCUUAUGAACAAAUUUGGAUUUCAGUGGCCCGAUCGUUUACGCUGUGAAAACUUUCCAGUGUUGGGAGACGGGCAAAUCUGCGUCGGUCAGAACGACUCCUCUCCUGCCACCGUACCGCCCGUGAUCGCUCCCAUACCCCCGGACCACACCAUAUUUGCCCCUCACGACUUGCCCUUCUCUUGCCCCAAUAGCCUCAAAGUUCCACCGUAUCUGAAUUACAAGUUUAUGGAUGCCAAAGACUGCGGGGCACCCUGUGAACCAACUAAAGGUGGUGGCCAUAUGUUUUUCAGUGAGAAGGAGAUCCAGUUUUCUCGUCUGUGGAUUUUAGUAUGGUCUGCCCUUUGCUGUGCAUCAACGUUAUUCACCGUCUUCACCUAUUUGGUCGACAUGCAGCGCUUUAGGUAUCCCGAAAGACCCAUAAUUUUCCUAUCUGGUUGCUACACAAUGGUAUCUAUAGCUUACAUCGCCGGAUACUUCCUUGGAGAUAGUGUGGUUUGCAAUGGCAUGUUCUUUCCGGAUAGCUAUAAAACUCUCGUCCAAGGCACCAAAAAGGAAGGCUGUACCAUUUUGUUCAUGAUGUUGUACUUUUUCAGCAUGGCCAGCUCGAUUUGGUGGGUCAUUUUGUCGCUAACCUGGUUCCUAGCCGCUGGCAUGAAAUGGGGUCACGAAGCCAUUGAAGCAAACUCUCAGUAUUUUCACCUGGCAGCUUGGGCAGUACCCGCCAUCAAGACAAUCAGCAUAUUGGCGAUGGGGCAAAUCGAAGGAGAUCUUCUCAGCGGUGUUUGCUAUGUCAGCUCUAGCAACCUCGACCCACUACGAGGUUUUGUUUUGGCCCCACUUUUCAUAUACCUCUUCAUCGGGACCUCCUUCCUCCUGGCUGGAUUUGUAUCUCUUUUCCGAAUCCGCACGAUUAUGAAACACGACGGCACCAAGACGGAAAAGCUGGAGAGGCUAAUGGUUCGGAUUGGCGUUUUCAGCGUCCUCUACACGGUUCCUGCGACAAUCGUUAUCGCUUGCUUCUUCUACGAGCAAGCUUUCCGGCCACACUGGGAGAGAACGUGGCUGAGUCAAAACUGUAGAUCUUUGGCGAUCCUUUGUCCCAUGCAUAGCGGACCACGAAUGACCCCAGAUUUCACCGUUUACAUGAUCAAAUAUCUGAUGACUCUCAUUGUGGGAAUUACAUCCGGGUUCUGGAUUUGGUCUGGGAAAACUUUGCACUCCUGGCAUAAGUUUUAUUCAAAACUGACAAAUGGGAAAAACGGAGAAACCACAGUGUGAAAAUGACAUUUUUUUAAAUGACUUUUGUGGCCUGUAAGCUGCGUUUGACAGGACAAUAUAGCAUGAAAUGGGCCGAAGAGUGGGAGAGACAUUCAGCAAAUUGUUAAGAGCUGGAGGUUUAACCCACAACUCUUGAGAAUAAUCCCUGUGGUCUUUGGACACUGUUUUCAGUGACUUUUUAUCAUGUCAGUUGUGGAUUUAACAUGGGGAGGCUGAACAGGGCUGCACAAUAUUUAGAACAAAUGCAAUGACUGUAACUUUUCACAUGGUGCCAUUUUUAUAUCAUUUAGUCUACAAUUACACCAUUCAUAGAUUCAAAUUUGCAACUCAAGACUAAACCCAAACAAAAUCAAGACACAAUGAGUCUCUAAAAUGUAAAAAUACAAAACAAUAUACUCCAAGUUUUUCUUACACAUUCAAACAUGGAUGGGCGGGAGACCGUGUCUUGCCCAAGAACGCAACAACAGUGAUUUGGAAUUAGUCCCACAACAAUACAAUUAAGGUUAUUGUAUAAGGGAUCAUAACGGAUGGUCUGAUAUAAAAUUUUGAAGAUGAUAUCCGAUAUUGGCCUUGCUGUUGUAGCCUAUAAUCGAUAAUUGCCAAUACCGAUAUUAAGCUUUUAAAAUCAAUAGUGCCGACCAAAUUUAUGUUAAAGGUGCUCUGUGUAUGUCUAUGUUCCACAGUAUGGCAUUAAUAUUAUCUACCUACCAUACCUACCUACCAUAAAUAAAAGUAUGUGACAUCACCAGGCCAAGUUACAAGUCAGAUCUGUGGAGAAACAAAGUUCAAAUGUAUGCUUAGUAUUUCUGAGCAUGCAAGAUAGAUGACUUUAAUGCCUUACAGUGGAACAUUUUGGGUAAAGCAAAAACAUCUACAUGAGACAAGCAGGUGAUAGACCCUCCAUCAGAAAAGUUACACAAUGCACCUUUAAGUUAUAGUUUUAGUUAAGUUUACAUAUUAACUUAUCACUUUUGUAAAAACAAUAAUAAAAUGUGUUCAUGUCCAUAUUUUUACUCAUUUCGUUGCUUAAAAAGACAAAUCAGACGCACUAAAAACAAACUGGAAAUGACCCCUGAAGCUGUGCCAUUGCAGGAAAUAUCAGUGUCAAAUAUCGGCUUCAUUUUCAUUAUCGGACCAUUACCGAUAUCUGGGGGAAUCCUUUUGAUUACCGACAAUAACUGAUAUACCAUCCCUAUAGAUCAUAUCAUGCUUUGGCAAUAUUGUGCAGCCUCCUUCCAUUUAUCUAAAGACGUUCACCAAAGAGACAGAGACCCUAUGAUACCAAAGUAAAGCUGCCAAACAAAGACUGAAUUCAAGUUUUGUUUUUUUAUUCCCCAUGUAACUAAAAUGAACUUGUAAAUACUUUUUGUACAAAUGUGAAAUUCUAUAUUUUGUAUUUAAGAAGCAAUACUAUCUUUCGCACUGUAAAAUAAUGUACACUCAUGUUUGUCUUUGGUUAAACUCAAUACAGAACUUUAACCCA
Boleophthalmus pectinirostris (great blue-spotted mudskipper) is the source of this 3237-nucleotide messenger RNA. RefSeq names its product frizzled-2-like. Gene Ontology annotation, molecular function: Wnt receptor activity; Wnt-protein binding. Gene Ontology annotation, cellular component: plasma membrane. The record is from RefSeq and is a predicted model, not a curated record. The transcript is spliced from 2 exons. NCBI's taxonomy places the organism in Eukaryota, Metazoa, Chordata, Actinopteri, Gobiiformes, Gobiidae. Gene Ontology annotation, biological process: non-canonical Wnt signaling pathway; canonical Wnt signaling pathway. Bases 126 to 1754 code for a protein of 542 amino acids.